Durusdinium trenchii is the source of this 2664-nucleotide messenger RNA. NCBI's taxonomy places the organism in Eukaryota, Dinophyceae, Suessiales, Symbiodiniaceae. The record is from the annotation of a GenBank genome assembly.
AUGACCUGUCAUCCGUUGAAUCCUCCAGGUUUCAGUGCACACAAAACAGGCCGCAUUGGAGAUUUGCCGACCAAGGAGGAGAUUCGCCACUUGGGCUCCGGUGCCUUUGGGGCUGCGGUCCUCGUCCGGCGGUUGAAGGAUGGCCGUCGUUUGGUGGCCAAGAAGUGCUCGGUGAAGGACAUGGAGGAGAAACAGCGCCGCAUGUGCUUUGAAGAAAUUGCACUCUUGCAGAAGGUGCGGCAUGAAUGUGUGGCGCAGCUGGUGGACUUUGUGUGGGCUUCGAAGGACAUGCUUAGUUAUUGGAUCGUCCUGAAGUUCUAUCCUGGUGGCGAUGUCCAAAGUGAGAUCGACACAUGCCGUGAGACACCUACGGCCUUAUUGAGGAACCAGUUGGAGCUACCAAUCGGAAAGGUGAAGAACUGGGUCACGCAGCUGUGCAUGGCCUUGAAGCACGUUCAUAAGCUGCGGAUCGUGCAUCGAGAUGUCAAAGGCAGCAACAUGUUUAUCUCCGGAGCGCGCAACAUCGUUUUGGGCGACUUCGGUGUCAGCAAACAGCUGACCGAAUCGGAGCAAAAAGCCAUGACAUCAGUGGGAAGCCCGAUGUACAUGGCGCCGGAGUGGUGGGAUGGCCGCGGCGGCACGGCAAACUCUGAUAUGUGGAGCGUUGGAGUGGUCCUCUUUGAGCUCAUGGCAUUGCACAGGCCAUUCGAAGCGCAGAAUGUCCUGUCCUUGGUCCACAAGAUCACCACAGAAGAGCCUGCAGCGUUGCCAGAAGAUGCGGAUCCGCAACUCUCUAGUCUUGCCAUGCAGCUGUUGGACAAAAGACCUGAGCGUCGACCAAGUGCUGCCGAAGUGCUUCAAGCGAAAGGCUUGGAGGAUGCGGAAAAGAUUCUUCAGAUCUACCGCGAAGCAUUGGAAAAGAAAUCGGAUCGACACCAGCGGAGGCUUGCCAGGGAGGAGGAUGCUGCGGCUGGCAAACGGCCCCGACGCUUCAGCCGGUCAAGCAGCAUGAGCAGCGAAUGUGAGAGCAGUGCUCACCUCGGGAUAAUGGAAUGGCAUUGGAUUCGGAUGUCAGUCAAGUUGAUUCUUUUGGUUACCCCAACUGAGGAGUUCGCUGGGGAUGUCAAUGAGGUGAAGCAUGACGAUCCAGUGGCUUUCCUGAAACGCUUGGUGGCCUCUACCUGGAAGGUGCCCAGCAUGUGCUUGGAGAUGUCAAUUGAGACGCAUGUCUUGGACGACCAAGACGUUCUGGGCAAAUGGGCGUGCAACAAGGAGCUUGAAGUCUCGGCACUAGUGGUGUCCGAGCGGCUGUAUGACGCGAUUGAGAACGGCAGGCUGCCGGAGCGUGCCAAUGCUUUAGCUGCACUACCGCAAAUCGCACUCCCGGGUGAUGGUCGUGCUUUGGAAGCUGCAUUGCACGCGCUGGAGCAGCCGGCCCCAUUGCUGCAGAUGACCGCAUUGGAUACCUUGGCUUUGUUGGGAAAGGGCAAUCAGCUGGUGAUCAACGACAUCGCCACCUUGCUUUGUUCUAUUUGCGGGUGUGAUCGCUUGCGUGAGAUGAUGGUGAAGUGCCACGCUUUGGAGAAGCUUGCGCAAGUAGCUCCCAGAGGUGAGGAUCGAGCUCUUGAUGCCUUGUUGGCUGGCAUAACUGAUGCCGACGAGACGGUCAGGAACAAGGCAAAGGAGUCUAUACCGACUCUUGUGUUGCCUGGUGACUCGAUGUUCAUUGCCCGCCUUGUCGCCAAGCUCAGCCAUGGUGAUCGUCAAGUCAGGCAAACAGUGGUGGAAGCACUUCCACUUGCCGCCGGUGAAGCAGGUGCUGGAAGUGCUAUGCGUGAAUGUGCCUUGUUGCUGGACCACAGCAACUGGGUAGUACGUCAAGCUGCGCUCAAGGCUGUGGCCGCUCUUUCCCAUGGCCAGCAAGAUUGUGCAACGGCUAUUGUCAUCCCAUGCCUGCAAGACCGAGACCGUGACAUCAGAUGUCAGGCCCUGGAGAUAUUGGCGAACGUUGCCGUGAAAGGGGACGAACAAGCUGCACUCAGCAUGGUUGCAUGUUUGGAAGAUGCAGAGCGCGACGUUCGAGAGGCAGUGUUGCGUUAUUUGCCAUCACUGGCCCGGAGAGGAUGCAGAGGAUUGUUUGAAUCCGUUGAGAUGUAUUUGUCUCAUCCUGACGUGGAUGUGCGGCACAGCGCCGUUGUGCUUUUGCCGCACGUGGCAGAAGGAUGUAGCCGUAGCAGUUCAGCGCUGACGUCUUUGUUGGAAGAUGGGCAAGUGCGAAUUCGCUGCUCAGCAGUGGACGCCUUGUUGAGUCUCAGUGACUGGAGCAACACCACCUUUGAAGCCUUGAUCCGUGCGCUUACGGACCCGGAGAGGGCUGUGAGACGAGCUGCCAUGAAGGUCAUCACGGCAUGACAGCCGACGGUUGGCAACCAGCGUGUUGCCACUGGAUUGCUUUGUUGGGCAAACGAGACAAGUUCGAUCCAAGACUCGAGACGUUCCGGUGGUUAGCGUUGGGAAUGUUCAGCUUGGGAGGCGUUGGAUGUGAUGGUGCCCCAUGAAUCUGCACAGAAGACACUGGCGGAGCGCAUAGAUGAUGGAUGCUUUGACGAAAGGUGGAGAGAGGCAGUAGACCAACUGAAGCGCACUUACCAAGAGCUGGCACGG